AAUUAUAAAUCCACCACCGUCCUUUCUCUGUUUAGAGAAGGACGUGUUCUGGGUGUCCUGGAGGUCUCCCGGUCCAUUGGGGAUGGACAGUACAAGCGAUUUGGGGUUGUCUCUGUGCCGGAUGUCAAACGCUGUCAGCUUACACACAAUGACAGAUUUAUCCUAUUGGCCUGUGAUGGUCUCUUUAAAGUCUUUUCACCAGAAGAAGCUGUGAACUUCAUCAUGUGUUGUUUGGAGGACAAAACUAUUCCAACAAGAGAUGCCAAAUCAGCCACUGAUAUGAGAUAUGAAGCAGCCUGUAACAGGCUGGCCAACAAAGCAGUGCAGCGAGGAUCAGCAGAUAAUGUCACUGUGGUGGUGGUCCGGAUUGAACAAUGAUAGGAAGAAUAUUUGCAAGGAAGAUCCAUAGCAGCAUGCAGCGAAUUUAAUAGAACACAUUAGUGUUUUUGUGAAAGUGUGCGCGUGUGUAGGAUUUUAUGGAUUUUCCCCCAUAUGCUUAUUUGUAAAUAAAGGGUUUUUUUCUAAGCGUUCAGGUCAGUUCAUUGUUUCAUAAGCUGUAAGUAAUUGGGUCUUCUGUUAUCCUCCUUGAAUGGGCUACAUGCAGUAAUCUAACAAAAUCUCUUGCAGAUACUCAUAUUGUCUGCUGUCUUACAAGAUGUACUUCAGGCUCCAGUAUCUCAGUUAAAAAAUACACGCACAAAGGGCCCUGGUAUAUUUAAUUGGCAAUUUGUUAAUAACUGAGCAUGGGAUCUGUUCCCUUCCUGACUGCUUCUUGAAUAUUUUUUGGAGACAGGAGCAGUUUUUAUAACUGCCAUGCAGAGGGGAGUAUAUUCCUCAUUCUGUUGCAUGGGGUGGAACCAACAUAUUAAAUGACUCAGAGCAAUCCUCAAAAUCCAGCAAAUGAGGUUUUCCGGUUUUCUUGGUAAAUGAAUUUUUUAUCCAAUAAAAAAAAAGAAUUGGGAUUUUUGUGCUAAUUUUGAAGAAUAGCAAUUUUUAACAACUCCUGGUUCAUCAUAAAUACUGUAAUAUAAUUCAUUUUCAAAAAUAUGCCUAUGGCCAUCUGAACUUUGGAUUCAGGCUGCAUGGAUACUACCCAAGUAUCCAUGCAGUAUUUAUACAGCUAUAUGCAAAAUUUCCAGUGAACCUCAGCAAGAAAGUGUGAUUAGAUUAGAUUCUAAAUGCACAGAGUAAUCUUUCAGUAUGGCACGGUUAGAUUCUUUGGGCUGAAGUCUUGGGAGAAAUUACAUUAAAAUUAGUCCACUUUGUGAAUAUGAUUGGGCUGUCAAUGAGAUUAUCAUAUUUAGAGUAAACCUACUGAAAUCAGUGGGAAUCUAAGUUGAGAAAUAUUUAGGCUUGAGCCUUGGGUCAGCAUUCAAACCCCAGUGCAGCUUGAGAGAACUAGCUAAGAUUGAAUUUUAGUUUAUUUUCAGCAGUUAUUAGAUACAAAUCUUUUUUUUUAAACAGCUGCACAUAAAGCAUUCAGGAAAAACUUCAAUAUAUGAAUUAGUAUGUGUGGAAGACCUUUGUAAGAGCACUGUCCUCUCUUUUUGGUGAAGUAGCAUUCUCUCGCAGAUACAUAAAAGAUCAUCUUUAACGUCAGCUUUUGAUGUACUUUCUAAGUACCGUUAUUCUGAUUAUUUAAUUAAUAGGAAUAGAAUCAGGCUAUUAUGGGUAAGGUGAUAUUCAACGGUGAAAAGUGUAAGAGAAAACUAGGGGGGGAAAGUUUGGGGAGAUUUGGGAAUAGAGUGCACCACCAACCAAAUAAGAGCAAGCAGAUGAAUAAGCAGGCAAAAAGGAUGAGUUAAUGUUGAGCUGCAUUAAAUUAAACUUUGUAUCCAGGUUGUGGGAAGUAGUAACUGCAGGUACUCUGCACUUGGGAUACUGUGCCCAGUUCUGGACACCCCAGUUAAACAGGACAUGGAGAAGCUGGGGUGGGUUUAGAAGAAUGCUACCAAGGUGAUGCGUACUGAGCCCCACAGAGAGCAGAUAAAGAAACGGCAUGUUUAACUUGCACCAGAGAAGGCUAAGGGAGGUAGGGUAGUGGUCUAUGAACAACUAAAACUCUUGCUGCGUGCAAAAGGGGAUGGACCUGUUCUCAGUUGAAACUGAGGAGAACAAGAACCAGUGGGCUCAAAUUAAAUGAAAGAUUCAGGCUGAAUAUUUAGGAGGAAUUGCCUGACUGUGAAACUAGCUAAGCAGUGGAAGACCCCUGUUCUGGAAGUUUUCAAAUCGGGACUAGAUAAAUCGCCUAUCAGGAAAUGUUUAGUGGCUUCUUGUACUGAGCAGGGGAUUGGUUUAGAUGGUCCUUCAAACUCCUAGCUUCUAUGUUUCUCAGUGAUACUAGGGUGCAUUUCGACAAAUAAUCGUUUAUUCACACAUGGAUGCCAGCAGCUGAGGUUGUCAAGCAGUAAAAAUUUGCUAAUCAGCCCUUACAUUCUCAGUUCAGUUUUCAAUAUCCUUUGCAACUAUUGCCAUGUUGUUAACUCUUUCAUAGAAGGUGUUCAAGGAACGGAAUUCAACAAGCCAGCAAGGGAGAUUUUCCAUUUAAAAAGAGCUUCAGUCAAACCUUUUUCUAUUUAUCAGAGUUCUGAGCUUAUGUUAAGCCUACCUGUUUGACUGGUGAGGAGGAGGAGAAUUUCACAAGUACCUGUAAAUAAUUAGACCUAGAAAAGUUAGUUUCCCUAAUUCAGUGCUUUCUGUUGAAUUAUUAAGAUAUGAGGACUAGCUCCAUGUUUCUUUUAUAUUCUAAAUCUACUCAAGAGCCAUUUUUUCUGUGCUUCAGCUUCAUUGUUUGGCAUAUUCCUUCUGUAAAUAAAUAAAACACAUUUAAAAGUG
Python bivittatus (Burmese python) is the source of this 2835-nucleotide messenger RNA. The record is from RefSeq and is a predicted model, not a curated record. NCBI's taxonomy places the organism in Eukaryota, Metazoa, Chordata, Lepidosauria, Squamata, Pythonidae.